Cinara cedri is the source of this 11241-nucleotide messenger RNA. Lineage: Eukaryota; Metazoa; Arthropoda; Insecta; Hemiptera; Aphididae. The record is from the annotation of a GenBank genome assembly.
CCUCCCGAUUCCGUGUUCUGCAGCUAAGUUCGUUUUGGUCUAUGACCGUACUUUUUACCACUUUAAGUAGUUUAUCUAUUGGUUGUUUUUCGGCGAGUUUUGCUUUUUUUUUUUUUUUUUUUCAAUUUUUUUUUACUCCACACAAACUCCCCUCAUGUUUUACCUUUCAACGUUCAUCUUGUUCACCGCUUUCGUUGUCGCGUAAAAUCCUUAACGAUUCCUCUAAGAAAACGAUAUCGUGUCGUCGCGCGCACGACAACAGACGCCGUCACCCUCAUCAUCCCUGAUAAAGGUACGUCGUCGUCGUCGCCGCCACCAUCGCCGAAAUUGAACUGUAGCAGAAGUAGCAGUAGUAGCAGCAACAGUAGUAACAGUAAUAACAGUAUCAUUAGCCGCCGUCGUCGCUGUACGCCGUAUACUACUACCGCCGUUGCGAAUCCAUCAACAGCAACGGUAACAGCUUCAACAACAAUAGCCGCAGUAGCUGUAGCAACAACUAUAAGUCCUACAGCAUUAUCUUCGACGGCCGCCGUAAUGGAAACUCAAGAUACGAGCAUGACGAACCUGAUAAUCAACUAUUUACCGCAGUCCAUGACCGACAAAAAACUGCAUCAAAUGUUUAUCCAGAUCGGACAGAUCGAAGCUUGUAGGGUGAUGAAAGAUGUCAAAGUAAGUUUCUCCGCGCCAUUGUGGUCCACUUUAAUGAAUGAUGAGUAGGUGUACCUUUUCGUUUAACAAUAAGAACGAUGGCUGUAGGUAAAUCUGUACAUUAGACAAUAUAAUAAUUGUUUGUAUUUUUCUUAAAUAUUCGGGUUAAAGGAUUUGAAAUUAAUUCUUAGUUAUUCUUACAAAUUGUUGUUUUUGAAAAAAAAAAAUUUAAAUACUUAAUAUGUGGUUUUGAAUUCAGAAAUAGGAAUUUUUUUAUGAAAAGCAUGUAGCGAAAUAAAUUGAAAAAUAGUUGUAAUUAAUACAAAAAAUCCCUUUAAAAAUAGAUUAACUCCAGAUUAACUGUACAUAAAUAAAAAAUUCAAAUUACCUAUUUUUUAUUAAUUUUUUUAAGAAUUUAAUUUCAGAGUAGUUAAUAUUUUAUAUAUUUGUCUAAAAGUUUUUCAAUGUGUUUUUCUUAAUCAGUUCAUCAGUUUUUCAGUGAAAACAUUUUAUUUUGAUAUCUACUUAGUUACUAUUUAGUGUCUUAUAUCUCAGUAGCUGUAGUUACUUUAGUUUUCACAUUUUUGUCUCUAUUAUUGUCAGAAUUAUUGUUACUUUAUGAUUAUUCUGUAUUGUUGGACUUCUGAUAAUCUGUGAAUCAUUGAUUUUCCCUUAUGUUGAUCAUUCAUUAUCGAUAACAUCACAUACCUACUUUUAAAUUAAGACCUUUUAUAUUAAAUUUAUGAGUCCAUGUUUCAAAUGAUUCAGUAAGGAUUAUUAAUAUUUUCAUGUCCAAGUUAUUUUGUAGAAAACCUUCGCUAUAAAAAAUAAUUGGCUCUUGGGUUGAUAUAGGGUAGGUAGGUCUUUUUUAUAAUUAGGUAGUAUCUACCUAAUUCGAUUCAAUGCAUUUUUUACCAUUGCUCUAAUAAUAUUGAUUUGUGUAUUCUUGUUUUCUUCAAUACUUUAAUUAUUCCCAAGACAAAUUGUUUCGAUAAUUAUUAUUAAUAAAUUUGUGGCCUAUAGUAACAUAGUUGUUGAAUUAGCUGGUUAAUUUACAAUUUGAAUAUGCUUUUACGACAUGUGUAACAAAUAAGUAGUGCAAUAUUAUUAAAUUUACCUAACCUAAUCAUUUUAAAUAUUUUUAAUACAGUUUUCAUUAAUAUAAGCAGUAGGUAAUGAACACAUUGAUCAAUUUUUAACAAUGUCCAUAGAACAGUGAAAAUCCCAUUACAAUGACUAAGGCAAACAAACCAAAAGACUUCAGGUCAAUAUUGCUACUAUAUAAUAUAUUAAUUAUAAAAAAGAAAUAUCUUAAAUAGAAUAACCAAUCAGUAAUAGAAGAUAAUUUAAUAAUUCUGCACCAGUCAAAUAUUAAACUUAACACAGAACUUUGAAGAUGGUUUUGAAAUAAAAAGUUACUGGAGCCGUCUGUAAUAUAUGAUACUGUUAAUCAUAAUCCCUUAUUGCUAAUAAGUUAUUGAAUAAAGUUUAUAAAAAACUAAGGACUGUUAUCUUAUGAAAGUAAUUGAUUCAGUUAAUCACAAUAGUCUAAUAUCCAAUAUUCCAUGUGACUUUAAGACCAAAAAAAAAAAAAAAACUGGAGAAAUUAAAUAUAUGGUGUCAUACAAAGUUAUUGUCCUUGCAUUAAUAAACUUGAAUGUGUAAAUGAUCAGUCCAUUAUGAAAACUACUUGUGGUUUCUUAUCUGCCAAAAAAUUAGCGAUUAAUGCAUUGGGAAAAAUGUUUAGUAAAAUUGAACAAACAUUCACACAUGUGCUAGAGACAUUGGACAUAUGCAAUGAAUUCAAUAAAACUCAACUAAAUAAAAAAACGCAAGUACCUUAGUGUAUUCUACCUUAAAAAGAUGCAUGCAAGAAAGGAACUAAAAAUACAAAAGUGGACAUCAAUCUUGAAUUUACAUACCUAAAGGGCUCCAUACACGGUCAGUUAUGAAUGUCAAUUUUUGUGAUUGUUACUCAUAAUUGACCACCUAUGUUGAUGAAUGUCAAUAUUUUUUCGUAACUGAUGAAAUUCUAACAUGUUUGAUUUUUGGAGUGAAUCAGAGUGAUUGGCAUUUAUAACUGACCAUAUGCGGUAAUGAUUGAUACGUGUUUAUCAUUCAAAACUUAAUAUCAAACCUGUACCAUGUGCUUUCCUAACCACUUUCGUCUUUCAAAUAAACAGUUUUUUAUUUCACAAUUAUUUAUAAUUAUAAUUAUUAGAAUAAUCAAUAAAUAAAGUAGGUUUAUUUUAACUACACAUAAUGCUAUUUUUAAUAUAAUAUUUUAUAGUAUAAUAUAUUACUGUGUAAGCUUCUUCCAUUUGUAUUUGAUUUGGAAAACUUGAAUAUACAAUAGGAUAUAAAUUAUGGUAGAUAUAUUGGUGGCAAAAUUUGUUUUUAAUUGAAGAAUCAUCAAGUAAUAGUUAUUCACAAUUGGCCAUGUAUGUCAAACUUAACAUUCAUAACUGACCAUGUAUGGGGCCCUCAUUCACAUUGGACAGAAAAUUAAAAUUAAAACUCAAAAUAACUUAUUAAGCAAAUUAAUUGGAACAAUAUGGGGAGCUGACGGCUCCUCAACUGCUACGGACCACAACACUUCCUCUAUGCUAUUCAGUUGAAGAAUAUUUAUGCCUAGUUGAAUAGGGAUAAAUGAACGUGGCCGUUUGGAUGUAUUUAUAAAUUAUUAAACCAAUGAUAUGUACCUAUAAUAUAACAUAAUAUAACUAAUCUUAUUGUAGGUAGAUAACUUAUCAUUUAUUAAUAUACAUUAGAUAUUAUAGGAAGUACCACAUCAUAUUGGUUUUUAUAACCGGUUAUACUUUAUUGCAAUUGUAUACAAACUAUGAAUUGUGUUAGUAAAAUUUUUUACUAAUUUUUUAUUAAUUUAUUUUUUUUAUGCUCAAUUUGUUUUAACGUCUAAUUGUCCUAGAUCGAUGCCCAGUAUAGAGUAGAUUAUGUCAUGCAAAAUUAGUGGAUAUAGUCUUAAAUAAAACAUGUCGCUUAAUAAUUCAUUUGGUGCAAGUUUUAACUGGCAUAACCCUCCCUCAGAUUUCAGAAGUAUGACUAGUAAUGUCCAAAAAAUAGCCUAGAUAAACGAUGCAAGACUCCCCUCCAUGAAUACCAACCGGUAAAGCAAAUUUAAAUUAAGAAAACAAUUUUAAAAUCAACAGCGUUGUAGCUCUCAACAUUUUUAAGCAUGAACAAUAUCAAAGAUAAACAUUGAAUCAAACUAAAACUUCAAAAUAAGAUGAAUAGAAAAAAACCCACCCAGAUACUGCAACAUACUGGAAUACCUAGAAAACACUUAUUAUAUGGGUGUGACUAGGUAUGUUUCUUGAAUAAGAAAAAAUCUGCCCAAGUGUGGGGGUAUAAUGCAGGACCAUAGACUGCAAUGUGUAAGUGAACUAACUGAACAUCAUUUACUAAUAUGCUCUUUAAACUCAGUGUCAUACACACCUGAAGACUGAAUAAAUGCAAAAAUGUGGCUAUACGUGUAGCUAUUCAAUGGAGCAAAAAUCAAUGAGCAUUGAGAAGCAUUUAUUGCCUAUAAGUAGUAAUAAAUUAUGUUAAAAUAGUUAAAAGUACCGUUUUGGGUUUCAAAUAUAUUUGUUUAAGCAAUUUUAAUGUUUGUUGUUCGUAAAACAAUAUUGAUUCAUUAUGAUGGAAUAUUUUGUCAGUGUGAGUAGUCAUUUUGAAUCAUAUAUCACUUGUUAACCCAUCUUAAGAGAUUGAACCUUUUGAUAUUGGUACAGAAAUAUUUCCUAGUUGAUAAACUGAAUGUUCAAUGUUAUAGCUGUGUAUAACUCAAGAUAAAUUAUGGGUAGCUUCAAAAAUAGUUAUUAUUAUGACAAAUACAGACCUAUAAAAAUUACAAUUAAUGAUGAGAUCUUGAACCUUAUUUGUACAAAGCAAUGUUUUGAAAUAAUUAAUUUUAUAAAAAAAAAUAAACUAUGUGUAACAUGUAAAUUUAAGUGUUUCUUUUGAAACUAUACAUUUUGAUUAUUUUUGUAUUAGUAGGUAUAAGUAGGUAUAAGAAAAAUGUUGAUAAAAUUGACUUUUGUUUAUUUUCAAUGUUUUUAAUAAUGAUUCUAUAAUAGCCAUUUUGUUUCUUAAAAGAUAACACUUUUAAAUAGCAUUAUAAUUGAUAUUUUGUUUAAAAUCAUACUACAUAAUGUUUAUUUAAAAUUAAUAAAUAAUUCAUUUUCAUCAAAAAUUAACUUGCUAGAAAAAAGUUCAUUAAGUUACAUUAAUUAUUGCAUAUUUUUGUCUAAUUUUAUUUAUUAAUUUAGUGAAUAAUUAUAAUAAUAGAUAACAUUUAGUAAUUUACAAUUUUUUUUAGACCGGUUAUAGUUUUGGUUUUGGUUUUGUCAAUUUCGCUCGCCCUGAAGAUGCAUCUAGAGCUAUUGAAGUGAUGAAUGGUCUUCAAGUCGAAAAUAAACGUUUAAAGGUAUCUUAUGCUCGACCUGCCGGGGAAGAUAUUAAAGAUACAAACCUUUAUGUUCAAAAUUUACCAAGGUAAAAAUAAUCUAAAAGUAAACUUUUUAACAUGAUUUAUUUUUAAUAAAAAAUAUAUUUUAGGUCAAUAACAGAAAGAGAAUUAGAAGACCUCUUUGCACCAUAUGGUCAGAUUGUUCAAAAGAAUAUACUAAAGGACAAAUACAGUGGACUUCCCAGAGGAGUAGCUUUUGUUCGGUAAGAUUUUUACUAUGUAUUAUUUAAAUGUGUCUCUAUUAAACAUCAAAUGCUAAAUUAUGUUUUAAUUAUAGCCCCAGCAGGGUAUACUUUAUUUAGAAUUCCUUUAGAAUUAUUCUUUUGCCACCAUAUUUGUAUCAAAAGUUAAUUUUUUUUUUUAUACUAUAGUUACAACAAAAAAGAAGAUGCCCAAAAAGCAAUAAAUCAGCUGAAUGGUGUUUUGUUGGAAGGAUGCUCAGAACAUUUGUCCGUGAAAAUAGCUGAAGAACACGGCAAACAAAAAGCAGCAUAUUUGGCUGGUCUUCAAACUGGCUUAGCGCACAGAGGUACAAACGAUACCCUCACAUACUUAAGCUACUAGAUAACAAAAGAAAAAAAGAAAAAAACCUAAAAAAUUUUCCCCCCCCAUUCAAUAAUCUGUUGUUUCAAUGUCUUCUUCGAGGUUACAUGCCAUAGAUCAGAAACAAAAUUUAAUACCUUGCAUUCUGGCGCUUCGGUUUUCUGUAAGUAUCAUCAAUCGUAUAAACCUAGGUCUAUUAUGAUACAUAAAAAUGUAAAAUGUAUGGUUAAUAUUUACGUUAGGGUUGGGUCUUUUCAGUAUAUUGGUAUUUUAGUCAUAUUCGGCAGAAAGAGCUUAUGGUUUUGCUUAUUAAAUCUAUUAAAUACAAUUAAUAGUCGUCUAUUAUUUAUUGCAUGUAAAUGCUGCAAAAAUAUUCAUGAAUAAUUUAAUUAAACACUAUACUUUAAUAUAUAAUGAACCAAAUUUGUUUGAACAAUGUUUGUAAUCCAAACUUUUACUAAUGGACUAUACCAUAACUAAACUUAAUAACAUUUAAAUCAUAAAAUGUAAUAGAAUACAAUGCAUUAAGUUUUUUGAUUUUAAUUUAAUGUAUUUUAUUAAUAAUUAAUAAAAUGCUAGAUACUAGAAAUAACUUCAGAAUUAAUCUAAACAUAGUUUGAUCUUUUAAAAAAAUAUUUAUAAUACCCUUUUGUAUAAAUAUAUUAAAUAAUCAAUUAUUAUGUACGUUAUUUUUUUAUUUAUAAUAUUAACCUUAAGACAUAUCUUGUGAAGUUUACCUAAAAUGUAGAUUAUUACAUUAUAUGGUUUAUUAUAUAUGUAUGACUUUUCCACUACUUAAUAGUUUUACUAGCCCAAUAUGAGCUCACAAAGUUUUAUGGUAGCAAUGGUUUUUUUAUCAUAUCUACUUUAAUAAAACAAAAGUAUUACCAAUCGGAAUAAAAAAAACAAGUCUUUUUAUAAAACAAAUAUUAAACAUGUUAAUGGUAUGAUAAGGUGUAUUUAUUGUGAAGUUUACUUUGUUGUUGAAUGAGGGAGUGUUUGAAAUACCCCUAUAGUUCUCCAAAUGAAUCUUUUAACUUUAAAUCCUCUUCCCUACCAAUUUCAGAGUAUAUUGUAGUAUUGUAUUAUUAUUAUAAUAAAUAAAGAACUAGACAAUUUGAAAAAAACAAAUCUCUGCUACUUAUAGAUGUUUUACUAUAACCCUUUUUUUGUUCAAAUUAAAAUCUAUAUUGGUAAAUGUCCAUAUAUAUAAAAAUUAUUAAAAUUAAUUACUUGAAUACAAAUUUAAAAUAACUGUUAUACAUUUUUUAAUGCUUAAAUAAUAAUUACACAUUUGUUUGUGACAAAAAUAAUAUUUUUAAAAAAUAUAAUUAUUUUAUCAUAUUUCUUAAUAGUUACUUAUAUUUUUGAAAAAUAGGGUACCAUAAAUUGAGGUGAGGUGACCUUGAUCAAUUUGUGCCUUUUUUUUAUCGUUUUACUCGAAAUUUGUUUAAUACUUACGUUACAUAUCUCAAAAUAAUUUUGUUGCCUCAAGUUUAUUUUUACCAAUAUCCCUUUAUUUAAUUUAAAGUUUUCAACAAUUGAUUUUUUUUAAAUUAAAUUUUGAAAACAGCUAUCAAAGUUACACCGACUUAGGAGUGACUUUGAUACUACUAUUUGAUUUUCAUUAUGUCUAGUAUCCAACUUUCUUUUAUUUACUCGACCUACUAUAAACAAGUUUUAUUAAAUUUUAAAACAUCAUAUAAAUUAUCAAACCUGAAGAAUUAGUUGAAAAUAACGCCAUGAUAAUGCCUUCAAAUUAUAUAAAUUGAGUGAAAAUUAAUAAAAUGUAUUAACUUAAUUUGCAUAAAUAAUUUGUUUCUGAUCUUUUUUAACUGUCUAAUGCAUGGUAUUUUUAUUUAAUAAUAAUGAAUAAAAUAUUUUAUCAUAAAAUUGCUUAUCAUUGUUCAAAUGUUAAUCUAUAUUUGGUAUUUAUUCAUGAAUUAUAAAAACAAAUAAAUUCAUACCGUGUAGUCACUAUUGAUGGUUUCAUAAAAAUAAAACAUUAUUAUCAAAGUUGUCCCAAUUUACCAUAGAUAAUUUUAUAAUAAGCAUAUAAUAAUAAUGUACUUAUAAAAAGAUAUCUUAAAUAUGUUAUUUAGUGUGCAUACGUUUUGGUGAAAAGAUUUUAUUUUCUUUAAAAUAGAUGCAAAAUUAUUUGGUCUUUAUAUUACAGUAUAGUGUUGUGAAUAUUUUUAUUUCGUAAAAUUUAUACUAUAUAUAUGUACAAGGUGAAAGUUUUAGUAAAAUAUCAAAAUUAUUUUUCUGGUCCUUCUUUUAUAUGAAUUAUAAAUGUUUAUUUGUUAAAUAUUUUUGGUUUUUACACACAUAUUUUCAAAUAGUAUUUUAUAAUAGAAAUAUAAAAUUAAAGAUAAGAGUUCAAUUUUAAUAAAUGUUUAAAAUAAUUUUGAGUUAGUUUAAUUUUUUUAUAUAUAUAAAUUAUAUAAAUCUUAAACAUAUUAAUUAUAAUUCAAUAAUUAAUCAGGAAAUAUAUCACUUUAAUAGGAAUAAUAUAGUAUUUAUGUUGAUUCAUUUAGCGUAAAACACUAUUUUGCUAAGUAUAGAAUUUUUUCUAACAAAUUUCAAUUUAUUUUCCAAAAUAAUUACUUUAAUAAUUUAGUUAUUAGUCUAAAAUUUAAUAUUUUCCUUUUUCAAGAUUAUGAAAUAUUAUAAUAGCUUUGUACAUAUAUAUCUAAUAUAAUUAAUAUUAAUUACUAAUUUAAAUUUAUUAAACAUUAGUUUUAUUGUCUAUGUAUUAUAACUCAAAUGGUAAUAAAUGGUUUUUUUUAAACUGUGAUUUACAUGCUUUGUGAUAAAAUCUAUUUUAAACGCUGGUAUUGGAUAUGUAUGUAUUUUUAAAAUAAUGAAUAUAAACUUAGAGUUUUCUUUGUCUAUUGUAUAGUUGUUUUUAUAGUUUAUAGCAAAGAAUUAAGAAUUAAGUAUUCUUCUCUGAAAAUGAUACACUUAAAAUCAAACUAUAGAUAUGACAUUGAUAGUCUCAGCCUUUAUCCUCUACAAGCUCUGAUCUUAUUUCACUCCCAUAUUGGACAGCUUAUUUCUUUUAUGUGCUUUCUAUUUUUUGCAUUAUGGUCUAAAGGUUUUUUUUUUUUUUUAGACCAUUUUUAUACUUUGUUUUUGAUUUUAUUUAUUUAUAGUGUUCUGUUUUCGUGUCAUUAGGGGCCAAAAAUUCACAAAACAUGCACCAAUUAAUACGAACUAAUCAUGUAAUUGAAAAGUAUCCAAAUCCAUUGUUGCAGCAUGUUGACAGACAUAAUAUCGGUGCUGUGCGUCAAGAUAGGGCUAGUUACCGUUAUACACCGGUUGGUAUGUUUCCACAACCACCACCACAUGGUUACAAUGUUGGCAUUGGUAACAACAACAUGUAUUAAACAUUUUUCAUGUACAUCUUAUACAAAUUUUAAGGUUUUUUUCUUUAAAAAAAUGUAAAUUAAAUUAAUAUAAUAUAUAUACAUAUAUAUAUAUAUAUAUAUCUUUGUAUAUAUAUAUAUACAUAUAUAUAUAUAUAUAUAUAUAUAAUCUGUCUUCAUAAUUUAAAAUUGCUCGAUAUAUUUAAAAAUAUGUUGUAGAUUUCAUUUAUAUAUAUUAUUAUCUAGCAUAGAAAUUGUAUUGUAAAUAACUUCAAAUAACAAAUAAAAUUACUUUAAAAUUCUUCGGAAUGUUUAUCAUGAAAAAAACUCUUAAUUUUAAUUUUGAUAUUAUUAUUAUCCUUUUAUAUAAUAAUUAAUUAUCUUAAUUAUUAGUUUAAAAUAUUAUAAGCCUAUAUGCAUGUGUGCUUAUUAUUAUGUUUUUCUACCUUUUUUUUUUUUAAUAAUCUUUGUUAGAAUGAAUGAUUCUGAUCACUGAAGUCUUAAAAAAACUAAUACUUGCCACACAAUUAUUAUUUAUAAUAAAACUUUGGAUUAAUAUAUAUUUUUCAUUUUGAUGUUGUUAAUAUUUAUGUUAGAAAUUUUUUUUUUUUUUUUACUGAAUAUUAGCCUGGCAACUAAUGUGUUGUGUGUUUAUUUCAGUAAUGCUCAGUAAACAAGUGAAUUAAAUUUACAUAUGUUAGUAGAGUUAAGUUAUAUUUUUAAAUAUACAGGGGAUACAUAUCUAUAGGUAUUAGGUAAACAAAUUAUUUUAAAAUGAUAUUCAUGAAAAUUAAUUUAGUUUUACAAAAAAAAAAAAAAAAAAAAAAUGAAAUUGGAUAUUACGUGUAAAAUAUAACCUGUAUGUAAUUUUUUUUCAUAUAAUAAUAUUAUUUUGAAAUGUUUUUUUUUUUAAAUGUAUGCUAACAUAAAAUUUUAUUUAAAGCAUAUAUAUAUAUAUAUUGUUAAAAUGUAUAUAUACAUAUUUAUGUGGUCAUCAUGUAUUUUGAAAAUAGCAUACAAAUUAUAGAAUUUUUUAUUUUUAUAGAUUAAUGUUGAUUUUAAUAAAAAUCCAUGAAAUUGUUCUCAAUGAAAUUAUGAAGAUGUAAACCAAAACAACACGAUACUGAAUUGAUCACGGUUUUAACAAAUAUUUAUUGUAAAUUAACUCGAACGUAAUAUCUAUUAAUCAUAAAAUAAUAUAUUAAAAUUUAGGAUCACAUAAAUUUAAAGACAUAUUAACACCAACAAUUUUUUGUUAUCUAUUUUUUAAUAUACAAUUUAUGUUGGUUGUUUAAUAUUAUUAAUUUAGGAAUGUUUUUUUUUAUUUUGAAUUUUAUUUUACAUAUAACUACAUUUAUAAUCAUUGAUAUUUUAUAUGUUUAUUAUAAAAUUAAUGCUAGUAUUCAUAGCUUACACCAAAGUGACUGGUAAGUAUUGUUUCAGUUUUUAAAUCUAAUUUUAGUUAGACACAUCAAUAAGUUUUAUUCAUGUGUAUGCAAAUUUAAUUUGAGUCACUUAAUUUAAAAUAAAGAAGUGAAUAUUGUAAAAUAUUUAGCUAUACUUAUGUUCUUUGGUACAUUUUAAAAUUAAAAUUAAUUAUCUAGUUGUCAUUUAUUAAUAGAGCUCAAAUUUUUAUACUUGUAAAAAUACAUUUCUUUUGAUUGUGGUAAAAGAAAAAUGAAACUACAAUAAAUAUUACAAAAAUGUAAAUUUACUAUUUUAUCUUGGAUAGUUAAAAAUUUAUUUAAUAAAUAUAUUAAAAUUAGUGACAAAUUGAAAAUUGCAAAUAAUCGAUCUGAACCAAGUACUCAAUAGUUUGGUUUGAAAAAUAAAUUGAUGUCGACCCUGCACGGAUGUUUUUGAAAGCUGGACAAAUGGUAACAACCAGAAGAUAAAUGUUGUCACCACAAUCAGUUGAACAUUUAUUGGUCUUCUUACAUGACAACAUAUAAAUAUAUUUUAAUAAAAUAUUAUUAUUUUUGUUUUCACUGUUAUUAGUAUAUAAGUUCAUAUGUUCAUAUUAACAUUUAAUAAUAUACCUAUAAUUUCAAAUUUGAUACCUAUAAAUAAUAUAUAAUAAUUAUAAUAUUAUAUUAUAAUUUUAGUUUUAAAAUGUUUUGACUUAAUAUAACCUAACCUUUUUACUCUUUAAAUGUUCAAGUUCGAUAAAAUAUUUUAAAAAUUCGGUUCGGG